UACAAUUGCGAUGAAGUAACUUGAUUAAUUCAGUUGGAAUUUGUGUAGUGACGAGUAAAAAUCAUCCAUAAAAAUGGCUCCAAUUGUGCUUUAUUAUUCACCAGUCAGUCCAUACUGUAGAUCCGUUUUGUUAUUAGCUCGCUAUCUAAAGCUCAAUGUUGACGUCAAGUAUAUGGACUUGCAAGAGAAAAAAGAGCAACUUACACCGGAAUUUUUGGCAAUAAAUCCACAACAUAGUGUUCCAACCAUCGAUGACAACGGUUUCAUUUUGUGGGAAUCGAGAGCCAUUCUUUCAUAUUUGAUUGAGUCAAAAGCACCGGAACUCGUACCGACGUCACCCAAAGAGAAGGCAAUCGUGAAUCAGAGACUUCAUUAUGAGCUAGGUGGACUGACUAAUAAAACAACUCAGAUUGUGUCACCAUUAUUUAGUGGCGAACGCGAGGAUGUCGAUCCGGAAAAAGUGAAAGAGCUCCACGAAAUUCUUUUUAUUAUCGACGAAAAUUACUUCCCUAAUGGAAAUGAAUGGAUAGCUGGUGAGAUUUUAACUGCUGCAGAUUUUGCUUUCGUCGCUUCAAUUUCAACGUUAGUUGGUUUUGGAGUGUCGCUUGACAAAUAUCCAAGAUUACAGGCGUGGCUAAAACGUUGUGAAGACAUCAUGCCAGAGUAUGAGGAAGUCAAUCAAAAGGGAGUUGAAAUGCUCUUACAAUUCUUCUCAGGAAAAUUCCCAGAAGGAAUUAAAGGAUUGCAUUAAAAAAAAUAUAUUUUUUUUUUGUCAUGACUAAAUUGUGUUAAGCAGUUUGUGUGAAGUGAUAAGAGGAGAAUGUAAUAAAAAUUGUGUUGGGUAUUUUG
This is a messenger RNA of Chironomus riparius, 849 nucleotides long. The record is from the annotation of a GenBank genome assembly. NCBI's taxonomy places the organism in Eukaryota, Metazoa, Arthropoda, Insecta, Diptera, Chironomidae.